CACUAGUCGCGAUUGAGGAAUCCGAGUGGCAAGAGAUUAGCCGUAAUUUAUUGCGUGUUUUGUUUGUAAAUUAAUUUGCGGUGAUCAGUGAGGGUCUCGAGACCCUUGUUCAAUUAAACGAUGACAAAAAAGUCCUACAGUCCGAACGAAAAUGGGAACGUAAAUUCAGCCUACAACGGAAGCGGAAGUAGCUCAAAUUUAUCCGAACCUAUUGGAACUGCACCGACUGAAUCCACUCUACUAUCUGGAACGCAAACGUAUUUUGCUGAUGAAAGGAUUCGCAUACCUGAAACAACACAUGAUGGAUUUAGUUUCAGGAAACUAUGGGCAUUUACAGGCCCAGGUUUUCUAAUGUCCAUAGCGUAUUUGGAUCCUGGAAAUAUUGAAAGUGAUUUACAAUCCGGUACUGUGGCACAGUAUAAAUUAUUAUGGAUGUUAUUGUCCGCUACAAUUUUGGGGUUGUUGAUGCAGCGGUUAUCUGCAAGAUUGGGUGUCGUUACAGGGUUGCAUUUAGCAGAAAUGUGUUAUAGGCAAUACAAAAAAGUUCCUAGACUAAUUUUAUGGUUGAUGAUUGAAGUUGCAAUUAUUGGAUCAGAUAUGCAAGAAGUAAUUGGUACUGCUAUAGCUAUUUAUUUAUUAUCUGGUACAAAAAUCCCAAUUUAUGGUGGUGUUCUAAUAACAAUAGUAGAUACUUUCACUUUUCUUAUGUUUGACAAAUAUGGUCUAAGAAAGUUAGAGUCUUUCUUUGGCCUAUUGAUAACCGUUAUGGGAGUUACUUUUGGUUAUGAGUAUAUCAAUUCCAAACCUGAUGGUGUAGGAGUAAUAGAGGGUAUGUUUAUACCUUGGUGCAGCGGCUGUGAUAAGAGGGCACUUUUGCAGGCUGUUGGAAUUAUUGGUGCUGUGAUAAUGCCUCAUAAUCUCUACCUUCACUCGGCCCUAGUGAAAUCCCGAGAUAUCGAUAGAGCGAAACCAGAAAAAGUACGAGAUGCCAAUCUUUAUUUUUUCGUCGAGGCUUGUGUAGCCUUAUUUGUCAGUUUUGUCAUCAAUGUAUUUGUAGUGGCAGUAUUUGCUCAUGGAUUGUUCGAACAAACUAAUGCUGACAUUCAUAAAGCAUGCUUGAAAUAUCCAUCAAUAAACGCUUCAAUAUUUCCUGAUACUGGCGAAGAUGCCAAUAAGUUUGUCGACGCUGAUCUUUAUAAAGGGGGAAUUUUCUUGGGAUGUACUUACGGUAUUGUAGCAAUGUACGUGUGGGCUGUUGGGAUUCUGGCCGCCGGACAAAGUUCUACAAUGACAGGAACUUAUGCUGGCCAGUUCGCAAUGGAAGGUUUCCUCAACCUUCAAUGGGCUCGCUGGAAACGAGUACUUUUCACUAGAACAAUUGCCAUUGUACCUACCUUUUUGUUGGCUUUUUUCAGUAAUAUUGGAGACUUGACCAACUUGAAUGAUAUUCUGAAUGCCGUUAUGAGUAUUCAAUUGCCAUUUGCUGCUAUUCCUUGUAUUGCUUUUACUAGUAAUCCACACUUAAUGGGCGAAUUUGUUAACGGAUUGGGUAACAAAAUUAUGGCCACAACGCUCGGUCUCACAGUAAUCUGCAUCAAUAUUUUCACAGUGAUAACAACUGUAAUGGAAUUUGAUCUUCAUUGGUUUUCAUAUACGCUAAUAGCAAUGUUGGGUGUCUGUUAUGUAUUAUUUUGUAUAUAUUUAGUGAUUCACAUGACUGUCUCAAUGGGAGGCACACGUUUGCUGCGUUAUGACUUUGUAAAUAAUUAUGUGGUGGGACCUGUUGACGCAAAUUUGGGUGUAAACCCGAUAAGUUAUUCGAGCUCAGACUCAGAAUUACGCAGCCAAUCUUCCAGUGAUAUCAACAAAGCGUGAUAUUGAUUGAAAAACAUAUUCUAUAUUUUAAUGCCAUAAUUUUUCUUAAGGUGGCGUUCAUGGAUUCGAAGCAUGCGCCGUGUGCUGUCACUUUCUUUUUGAGAAAUUCAUGGCACAUUAUUCUAUAAAAUGAUACCCUGAGUGUGACUGGAAGUUUUACAUUAACUAACAUUGUAAUUAGAAAAGAAUCUCCCAUGGCAAAUAAUUACAUAGAACCAUCGUCUUGGUUAGCAGUGUUUUAGUUAAUGGAAAUUUUCUAAGAUAAAAAAAAAACAUAUAAGUAAAUGUACCUAUUGUUCGAUUUGCCAUAGGACAAUGAGUACAGCUUAUAACUUAACAAAUAAAAUAAGAAAUUUUUCCUGAUGUAAAAGUUUACUUGAUGUAACAUUUAUUUUGACAUGUAGAAGUUUGAUUCUAAUUUCAUCAAAUGUGGCAUUAUUUUUCUUCAUUAGGGACUUCAUUUCUCAUCUUUUCUUUGUAUAACUCUAUUAUGCAAAAGAUAAUAUUUUACUUUUACAGGCUGAGCCCCUAAAAAAAUUAAAUUUUGUGAUUGUUCUUGUAGAUUAGUAACUACAUAGUUGUUAGUAGAUAUUACUUAAAAUUGUUUUUUACAAGUUUGUGUGUGAUAAUGUUUUAGUAAUAAUUAGAUUAGCAUAAAUUUUAUAUUGUUGCCAAAAAUAAAUUAAAAUAAAACCAAAAAACAAUGCUGUAGUUUUUUUUUUAAACAAUCAAUUUUUAUUUUGAAAUACUUCCCCUGUUUAGGAACCAAAAUUUCAUAAAGAUCAGUCUUAAUAAUUAAAAAAAAAACUUAUAAAAUAAAAAGAAAUAACCAUUCUAAGUACACAUAAUUAAAAAAAAAAAAUAUUUACAAUAAAAAUUCAGCUUUUUUUUACAUCCAAGCUAUGGUUUAAUAUGUACAGAAUUAAUUCCUGGGACAAAAAUUACUUGAACACAAUGCGAACAUAUGUUUGUUUCAACAAGAAUCUAAUCUCAAGAUGAAUUCUUGCUGGAACAGACCUAAAUUACUCGAAAGAAAAUAUGUAAUAAUAAUGAGGGCGGUAAUACUAAAAAUAUGGAUGAAUUAUGUGCUAAUUAAUAAUUUACUUAAGCCAUAUUUAAAGUUUUACCAAAAAUAGAUCUAUUUUACUUUAUUUAUGAUUAAAUUAUUACAUUGAAAGCACCAGAAAAAAUAUAUAUGUAUAUUAAAAUUGUGAUGGCCGUUUUCAAUUAUUAUUAUUCUAUUAAAACAAAAUUUUAUUGCUAUAAUUUUUUUAUGCCCAUUUUUUUUUCAUUCUUAAACUUAAACUGGCCCUCGAGUUGUUGAGAUUCGAAUUGUAGAAUUAUUGAAAAACGACCAUACAUAGAAAUGUUAUUGCUGAUUAAAUUUUCUAGAUAUUCUUUUAGUAGGUAAUUGAGAUCAAAUAAAAUGGUGGCGAUUUUUAAAAAUUGAGAUGGUACUGAAUAAUAAUGUACUACCAAAAACGACCCAAAACACAAAAAAAUAAAUAAUCUUGUAGCAUAGUGCCAAGUUCCAAUUUAAUAUAGAAUUACAGAGAGAGUAAUCUAGCAUGAGCAAAAAAAAAAAUUAAUUGAAGACGUUUACAUCUGUACAGUCUAAUUUCGUUUUUUUGAGUUUGUGGGGAAAUGUAUUUAUUUGACUGUCUAGCCCAAGAAAUUUACCUGGGCCGCCAAAAUUUUUGCGAGAGUAGGCUGAUUUUUCCAGGGCUGAUUGGGGAGUGUGUCUUGAGUAUUGAGCCAAAAAAUCACACUCGAAAGCCUUGUGCGUUCGGCCCUAUUGGCCUUUUUCUUAUUUAUUUUUUUUUUUCGACAAAAUGACCUUUACAAAACUUGUAGGUAAUUACAUUCUGAUCAACUUUGCCUGAUGACUUUUUUUGCUAGCUAUUUUACUUUAGGCGCUGCGGCCAUUUUAGUGCUUCAAAAUUCGCAAAAAAAUUAAAUAGCAAACCUGCAGAUUAUUAUACCUAAUAAAAUUCUCUAUUACUUUGCUUGAUGAUAUUUUAUUGUAACUUUAUUUCUUUCGCUUGUACGGCCUUUUAGGCAUUUGAAAAAUUUUAUUUGACCUGGUGGACAUUGUGGCAUGCAUAGCGUUUCUAAGGAUUUGACACAUUUUGCAGGUAAAAUGUGGCGUUUUCGCGGACGGUUGCACAAUAGCUAUUUUUCUACAAUCUGCCUAGAAAGUAGACUUUGUCGAUUAGAUUUGUGCUCACAAAGUAGACAUUUCCUGAUGACCUCCACUUUGCCGCUUUAGAGCGUCAAACUACGUCAAAAUCCUUCACUUUGUCGCUCUAGAGGGGCAAAGUAGUGAAAGCGCUUGCUUUUACUACUGGUUUCUUUGAACCUGAACUAUUUUUUAUCAAAUGCGAUUGUAAAAAAAAUCAAGUAUGCAUUUGCCAAUAUCAACAAUAUCUUUCGAUCGGCAAAGUACCACUUUGCGCUCUUAAUACACAAAUAGUAUAUUGUGUAUUUAGGUGGAAAAGAGACACAUUCUCGGCCGACGGUGUAAGUUGACGGGCGAGGCGUAGCCGAGGCCGGCAAACACCGAAGGCCGAGAAUGUGCUUUUCCACCGAAAUACACAUACUAUUUUUUCUGCGAUCGGUUAAAUACCUGUUAAAUGUUUGUUUUUUAGUUCCAAUUAUUCAGCAGUACGAGAAUCACUUUCCCAGUUCGUCUUUCCCGUAUUGUUAUUCAUUGAUUCCUUAGCAACUAUUGAAACAAAAUUGAAAUACCAGAAUAUUGAGUUUUGCGACCUGUCAACUGGUCAAAAAUUAUGACAUUUCUUGUCAAAUGCAGAAAAAAACAUUUUGUCACUUUUCAGACAGGUAACAGGUCCCAGUAUUGUCAAAAAAAAAAACAUCAUUUCGAUUUCACGCUUUCACUCCGGGAAAAUGAUUUCACCGGAUUAGUGAUGUAAUGUAUGAUUUCCUGGACUGAAACCGAUAACGUAAUGAAGUACAUUACCAGUAAUUUUAUUAAAGUUACAAUAAUCUGCAGGUUUGCUAUUUAAUUUUUUUGCGAAUUCUGGAGCAAUAAAAUGGCCGCAACGCCUAAACUAAAAUAGCUAGCAAAAAAAGGCAUGAUGCAAAGUUGAUCAGAAUGUAAUUAUCUACAAGUUUUGUUAAGGUAAUUUUGCUGAAAAAAAAAUAAAUAAGAAAAAGGCCAAUAGGGCCGAAUGCACAAGGCAUUCGAGUGUGAUUUUUUUGGCUCAAUACUCAGGACACAGUCUCCAAUCAGCCCUGAAAACAUCAGCCUGCCCUCACAAAAUUUUUUGAAAAACCCAUAAAUUUCUUGGGCUAGUCGUCAAGACAUGCCAGAGCUCAAGCUAAGUUACUCUUUGUGCAUAAAUUUAUCUAUUCAGGUGCACAUUUGAAAAUAAUAAUAAAUCACACAAAAAAAAAAAAUCCGCUACAAAAACUGUAUCUGUUCCUAUGAAAUUUUUUUAAAUUUUUUUAAUAGACUUACAUAGCACUACUUUUUUUGUUUAGAUUGACAUAAGUUUAUCUUACGAUUAUUUUUAGCCAUUUUAUUUUUGUACAUUUUAAAACAUUGUGCACUAUGAACAAAAUAUUUCAACCAUCAUCAUUUAUAAUGAUUUUUCGGCAUGGUAGGUGGCGCCUUUAGGCCAAUAAUUUUUCAUUGCUACUUAAGAUCUACAUUUAGGAGUAUUUAAAUUAUUAGCUAAUCAAAAAAAACCAAAUAUACAAACAAAAUUAAAUUAAUAAAAAUAAUAAAUAAAUACUAAACUAGUUAAGAAUUGUAGGAAUAAAAAAAAAAUAUUUACACCAAUAAUAAUGUCACAAUGGAAAUAUCACAUUUGAACCAAUGCAUUUUGUUGUUAAAUAACCACUAAUGUUUUACAUUUCCAAUAAAAACAGGAUUUAAAAAAAUUAACCAAAUAAUCUCAGAUAACAAUAGCUGCCAGAAAAUAUGUAAUGGAGAAUUAUUCUUGUAUUUUGAAACAAAAAACAAUAAAAUUAAUAUUUUUCAAAUGCAUUGGUAUCCAAAACACGCAUCGACUUAACUUCAAUUUUCAGGCUUCCUCAUAAUAAUUCAACUUCAAUGCAAAUUUGCAAUAUUUUGCACUACAUAUAUGCAAUUUUGGCGAAAGGAAAAUUUCAAAAUAAUUUGAUAAUAAUACCUGUCACCACCUACCAUGGUUUUUUAGAUCACCAUUUUUAUCGUUAUCGGCUCUAAUUAAUUUGGUACUUAGUGUUCGGUCUCCAAUAAUAAAAGAGGUAAAUUAUAUCACUAAAGUUGGCAUACAUUUUUCAGAUAUUUCAAAGAUUCCGUAGCACACAAUAUUAUUAUUUGGAUAAACGAAGCCUACAAACCAAAUUUUCUUAGAGCCUCAUAACAAACUAGAUUUACUCAAAAAAAAAAAUUAAUUAAACCUAACCUCUCCACCUCAUCCCCGACUAUACAACGCGACGUCAUGACAGUAUACUAUCCAAAUCCAAACUAUUCUGUUGUUGAAGAUUCAAAAUACUGUUGAUGGCACUUUGCACCUGUUCAUCGAUACUAUUAUUCUCCGAUUCUUCCUCCUUACAGCUGCCGUAGCUGCUAUUGGCUUGCGACGAGGCGUUAGAUUCGUAGCCACACUUUGAUUGGCCGGGAGAGGUAGAGGAUGCCGGAUUACCGCUACACUGUACACUAUUUACACCGGGUUCGUGUCUUUUCGUGUGCUUGUCCACACGAAACCGCUUUAACGUUUCUAGACGUGAGUCGCUACUCGAGUUACGUUUUAGAUGAUGGUGGUUUUGGACCGAUUGGUGGUUUAAGGGCUGAGGGGUCAUCGAAUGGGACUGUUGGUGGUUGUUGUGAUUAGGGGUGGAUUGCUGUUGGUUGUAAGACUCUUUGGAGUCUGGUAUACAGCCUAAUUCCCGCUGAAUGCAGGCCCACUCAUCAUAUUCUUCAUUGGCAGAAUCCACUUCGUGCCCCUGUAA
Molecule: messenger RNA, 6837 nt
Organism: Ceutorhynchus assimilis (cabbage seed weevil)
Lineage: Eukaryota; Metazoa; Arthropoda; Insecta; Coleoptera; Curculionidae
Source: the annotation of a GenBank genome assembly